UUACUAUUUCUUCCCCACUCUACUAUUUUUUCCCAUCACCCCGGGGGUUGCUAGGAGUAUUUUCGAGUGCAGUCAUAGAAGUUUGUGGGUGUGAUUAUAACAUGUCUUUUUCUUGAAAUCUUUAACGUUAUCCUUUAUUCAUAUUAACAAUGUUAAACAUGUUAUCCUCGCUGAUUUCUUUAUGGCGUCAUUGCGUCAAUAUUAAUGAAGAAGAAAAUAAACAAGAAAAGGAAAGUAUGUAUUCGCAAAGCUAUCCUACGAACUGUACAGGCCUACAUGUCGAAGAAUGGGAAAUGUGUUGCUUGUUGGAAGCAGAAUUUACAUCACAAAUACAUAUGAUUAUGGCAUUUGGCACUCAGUCAGCUUUAAUAAAGAAUAAGGAUGAUAUGGUAUAUAGUAUGGGUGUCAAUGUUCAUGGUAUAUUGGGAUUAUCAGAGAAUCUUGCUAAUGACAGAAAACCAGAAAAACCAGAAAAAGUAGAUGCAUUGUGUGUAAAAAUAUAAAAACCUUUUAUAGUAGUACUGAUGCAAAAUGUAUCUUUGCACUUACGGAAGAGGGAGAGGUAUAUUCCUGGGGUUAUAAUGACAACUGUAGAUUGGGAAAAUUGGAUUCACUUGCAACCACAUACCUUCCUGCUAAAAUGGAUAGUUUAAGAGGGAAACGCAUUAUAGAUAUUGCAAGCAACAAUUACAAUUCUCUUGCUUUGACAGACAGCGGAAAAAUAUAUGUCUGGGGAAGCGUUAACUUUACAAAGAAAAGCUUACCAGAUCAAUGUCAAGUGAACCCAUGUCAAGUGACAGGAUUGAAAAAGAUGAAAAUUAUUCAGAUUGCUUGUGAUAUGUCGUUCGUAAUGGCACUUACCAAUGAUGGUAAAUUGUAUAGUUGGGGUACAAACACUUAUGGCCAAUUAGGGAUAAGCUCAGAAAACGACUUGUAUCCAUGUUUAAUAACUUCAUUGGAAAAUGUCCACAUAGAUAAAAUAGUUUGUGGAUCGGAGCAUUCAUUGGCUCUCACUUCCAAGGGACAUAUAUACUCAUGGGGUAGUAACCACGAAGGACAGUUAGGAUACGAUAGAGAAUGUUCCGUAAAAAAGGAACCUACUAAGUUGAAAUGGACUGCAAAUGGAAAAACAAUGGGAAUUAUAUCCGACAUUGCCGCUCAACAUAAAGUGAGUGCAGCCGUCAACAAGCUCGGAAGUGUAUAUGUAUGGGGUCAUUCUCACUUGCUUAUUUGGAAACCUAUUAGAAUUGAAUGUUCGAAUAUACAUAACAUAUUCAAAUAUGAAAUGCCACACAUCAUUUAUCAUGGUAUAAGAGAAAGAUCAAACUUAUUGAAACAUCUGGAAACAAUAUUCGAUGAUCAGUCGACGAGCGAUUUUACAAUAGAAGUCGAGGGAAAACAUAUUCACGUUCAUAAAGCUAUUCUGAUUCGUUGUGAUUAUUUUAAAAACAUGCUUCAACAUGAUUGGAGAGAAGCUAGGGAAAAGAGACAUUCGAUAUAUAGAUUGGAAAAAGCAUUGAGAAACAUAUGCGUAACGUACACGCCGUUUAAAAUGGAUGUGAAGGAUCGAUUUAAUUUCAAAUUACAGAUCAGACAUAUUGUAUGCAACAGUUACAUUUGUCUUGCUUUGACAUUCGAUGGAGAAAUAUAUACUUGGGGAGACAUUAAGAAUAGAUCAAGAAUUUAUUACGGUACACCAAAUCGAGUACAAAUCGAAUACAAAAUGGAAAAGGAGAUUGUCCAUAUUGCUUGUGGUUCAUCUUUCGUCAUGGCACUUAGCAAAGAUGGUAAAUUGUAUAGUUGGGGCGUAAAUGUUUAUGGCCAAUUAGGAAUAAACUCAACAGGGGACCAUCCAUGUGACGAUCCAUGUUUAAUCACUUCAUUGAGAGAUGUCACAAUAGUUAAAGUAGUUUGUGGAUUGGAGCAUUCAUUGGCGCUCAAUUCUGAGGGAAAAAUCUAUUCGUGGGGUAGUAACAGUAAAGGACAGUUAGGACAUGGUAAAAAGACAGAACGGGAAAUAAAACCUGUUAUGUUGUAUGUGCCUGUAAUGGGACAGAUAUCCGACAUUGCCGCUCAAGAUGAUAAAAGUGUCGCCAUUAACAAGAUUGGACAUGUCUAUGUAUGGGGUCAUCCUUUUUGUUACCAAAUAAUUUGGAAGCCUGUUAGAACCCAAUAUUCCAACAUAUAUGACAUAUUCAAAUAUAAAAUACCACACAUCAUUCAUGAUAGUACAAACGAAAAAUCAAACAUAUUGGAAUACCUGAGAGCAGCAUUCAACGAUCUUUCGACAAGCGAUCUUACGAUAAAAAUUGGGGAACAACUUCUCUACGUUCACAGAACUAUUCUGAAAAUUCGUUGUGAGUACUUUAGAAAACUGUUCCAAAAUAAUUGGGCAGAAAAUAAUCAAAGUAUCAUUGAGCACGAUCAAUUCUCCUACAAUGUGUAUAAAGCUUUCUUGAAAUAUUUAUAUACCGAUAUGGUCGAUUACUUAACUUUGGAGGAAUCAUUCGAACUCUUAGAGUUAUGUGAUGAGUAUAAUGAGACAAAGCUUGAAGAAAAAUGCAUUGAAAUAAUAAGCGAAAAUAUUACUGUGUCAAAUGUAGCUCUUUGUUAUGCAAAAGCAAUUGAAAAUAAUGUAAAGGGUUUAGAGGAAUUUUGCUUUCAAUUUGCAUUGAGUCAGAUGACUGAUGUGAUACUAUCGGAAACUUUCACCGAAUUAAAUGAAAGUCUGAAACUUGAUUUUAUGAUUAAAGCAGCCAAAGUUGGUGCCUAUAAAACAUAAAUUGUUCAU
Camponotus floridanus (Florida carpenter ant) is the source of this 2791-nucleotide messenger RNA. RefSeq names its product RCC1 and BTB domain-containing protein 2. The transcript is spliced from 17 exons. Gene Ontology annotation, molecular function: protein binding. Bases 641 to 2782 code for a protein of 713 amino acids. Lineage: Eukaryota; Metazoa; Arthropoda; Insecta; Hymenoptera; Formicidae. The record is from RefSeq and is a predicted model, not a curated record.